AUGCCCCCGCUGAAGAUCAUCGACCUGCUCAAACUGAACAUCGCCUUGAUCGACCGGGAAAACGUCGCGUUGAAGCUGAAUUUGCUCGCGCUCAUCAACGACUACCGCCAAUUGAAGCAGAUGGUGUUGGCGGGCGACUUCACCGACGCCAUGGCGCCGGCGUUCAAGGACCCAGUGUCGGAGUACACCUCCCCUGAAGCCUCCGCCGACAACAGCGGCCGGUCAUCGCUCAAACGCAGCUUCGGCGAGGUGCUGGAGAUGCUGGAAUUGAUCAAUGACAUCAACGAGCUCCUGUACGGCACCCCCGGCACCCUGCUGGCGCUGCUGCCGGCGAAGGCUGAGGAGGACGCCUUCUCCCAGUACAUUAUGCUUGAGCUGAAGCUGUACUUGGACGAAAGCGACGACGACUCCAGCGACAUCCACAACGACAUGGCGCUGCCGCUGCUGAGAUUGCUGAGGACGAUAUCGCCGACGCUGGACUUCGACCUCACCCUGAGUCUCACACGGACGACGACGCUGACGCUGAUUGGCGUCGCCGACACCCCGAAGCCGCGCGGCUUCGCUACCCGCAAGUUCUUUGAGCUCCCCAAGUUUGAAGAAGAAACUCCCGCCGCCUACGCGUUCAAGUUCGACGCGAUGAUGGCCUCCCCUCACCCUGACGACGAGUACCACAUGGUCAAUGAUUUUUUGGAAGAAAAAUUGCACGAUAACGACCUCAAGUACUAUGUCGAUCAUGACCAGAUUUUGGACAAGUGGUGA
Molecule: messenger RNA, 759 nt
Organism: Diutina rugosa
Lineage: Eukaryota; Fungi; Ascomycota; Pichiomycetes; Serinales; Debaryomycetaceae
Gene: HAP41
Product: Hap41p
Exons: 1
Coding region: 1-759 (252 amino acids)
Source: RefSeq, a predicted model, not a curated record